This is a messenger RNA of Salvia hispanica, 732 nucleotides long. The record is from RefSeq and is a predicted model, not a curated record. NCBI's taxonomy places the organism in Eukaryota, Viridiplantae, Streptophyta, Magnoliopsida, Lamiales, Lamiaceae.
AUGGCUGCUUAUGCAGCUCUGACUUCGCUCUUGCAUAUCUUAGAUGAUAUCAAGCAUCAUCCUUUCCCUCCGAUUUCUAUCGACGAACAACAACUUGAAUCCCUCACUCAAACUCUUACCUCCUUGCAACAAUUUCUUGAGACCUAUAAUUCCCCUGUUGCCAACACAAAAGAAGCCGAUCCAUUGGAGAUUCGUAUUGCAGAAGCAGCAUAUGCAGCCCAAGAUGUAAUUGAGUACCAUAUUGUGGACAUGAUUAAGCUGCGUAAAUCGAGUGGAGCUUAUCAUCGACAAAUAUACUCAGGAGGAGAAACCAGUACUUCUGCUGGCUCCAGCACUCAAAGUAAACCGCUCAUGUGGUCCAAUUACUUUGAAUGUCUAAUGAAACCCAAACAUCAUCGCAGGAAAAUCAGUUAUAUUGAUAAUCUUUAUCGAGGUUUGAAGAUAGUUAUAAAAGACGUGGAUUUGGUCAAGAAGGAGGCGAUGGAGAUAUCCGUGUCUGAAGCUCAGCUCCAGAGAAGUGUCUCAACAUCUGGUGGUUCGUCGAGAUCUUCCAUCAUGGUGGGGUUUGGUGAUGCAUCACGUGAAAUCAUGGAUAAGCUCACCAACGGAGUAGACGAUCGCCAACUCCAAGUCAUCCCUAUUGUAGGGAUGGGAGGGAUUGGUAAGACCACUCUCGCGAAACAUGUUUACUUUGAGUGCAUCCACAAUGGAGCGCCCUAUGCGACGCCCUAA